UUAUUAUUAUUUUUUCCUUCUUCCAUCGGGCUACAGUUUCAGUUUCUCGUUGAGAAUCGCAGAGAAAUGGAUUUACAUAGAUGGCUUGGAAUUCUGUAACAGAAGAGAAUUAUAGGGUUUCUUGACUACUGUUCUCAAUUGGUAAAUCUUCGCUGCUCAUCCAGUUUCGCAGUUUUGAUUUGUGGGUUUUAGCUUGUCUACUACUUGGUUUCGACGAUUUGCGGGGCUUUGAAGGGGAAUUCAAGGUUUUCUAAACAAAGUUGGGAAGCAUGCACUCAAAAUCUGACAAUGGAAACCAAAAAGAUCCUGAUGCACAAACCAUUCCCUCAUCAACAGUUGGCACUCAACCUUGGUGGCGUCCAAUUGGGUAUACUGUUGUGCCUCCUGCUGUUUUAGGUGAGAGUGCAUCAAAAUCUGCUUCAGUGGAGCCCCCAAGUGGUGGUGGGGGGAACAAAGCUGGCCAAACACAAGCAAAUGGUGGCCUGGAAAAGGGAACUAAUGUUGGUAAAGAAACACAGAAUGGUGGGUCAACAAAUUCAGGCUCUGAUGGAAACCAUGGACAAGAAAAUCAGUGUAUGCAGCAUCUGACAUCUACAGUACCUCCAACAAUGGGUGAAAGUGCUGUACCACAUACCCAGCUUGAACUCAUUGGUCACUCAAUUGCUUGUGCACCAUAUCCAUAUUCUGAUCCAUAUUAUGGGGGAAUAAUGGCUGCUUAUGGAAAUCAGGCUAUGGCACAUCCUCAUUUACUUGGGAUGCACCACACUAGAAUGCCUUUGCCUCUUGAAAUGACAGAAGAGCCUGUGUAUGUGAACGCAAAGCAGUAUCAUGGAAUUCUGAGGCGAAGACAGUCACGUGCUAAGGCUGAGCUGGAAAAGAAGCUGAUAAAAGUUAGGAAGCCUUAUCUUCAUGAAUCUCGGCACCAACAUGCUAUGAGAAGGGCAAGGGGUUGCGGAGGUCGUUUUCUUAACACAAAGAAGCUUAAUGAAAAUUCUGCUAAUGCCACAACUGAGAAGGGCACAGGUUCCUCUGCAGCUGCCUCUUCACAAUCAGCAAGCUCCUCAGGCUCUGAACCCUUGCCUUCCAACUCUAUCGCAAAUGCAGAUUCCUCCAAUAAUCAGCAAGAAAAUGGGCCCUCAGCUCAGGAUCCUAUGCAGCAACCACAGACGUAUUCCAAUGGCAACAGCUGCUACCAACAUAACCAAGCCUUCCCUUUGUCGAAAUUUCAUUCCAUGUCAGAGGAGAGAGGUGAGGAAGGAGACUGCUCAGGGCAUCCGAGGGGAAACAUCCCAGUGAAUCGGGCCCCAAAUAGGGCCCUCACCAUCCAGUAAGAGCCCCAUGCAUUGGGUUGAAGGGUCUCCAGUGUUGCUUAGUUGGUCCUAUUCAUGCCAUCUCUGUAACUCAGUCUACUGGUGCUCUGCCAUGCAUUAUUGUGUACCUGUCAUGUUUCAGGGAAGAGCUAAUAGAAAGCAACGCUGGAGGUUUGAGGCCCCCAUCUAACCAGGGAGGGAUGGUGUUUCUCAGGCAAUUCAUUCUUGGCUUGCAUUUUUGCUUUUGUCUAGGGGGGGAAAGCAGUGACGAUGUAGGUGGUGGUGGUCUCUGUGACUUCUCUGCCGGCAUACUUGCGUUUUCCCCCUCUAAUCUCAUGUACAAAGAAAGUUACGCAGUAGAAGUAAAUGUGAAGGAUGAAAACAAACUAAGACCUCUCUUUUUUAUUUUUCCUUAUUUUCUAUUUGCCAUGUGAUCUGGAGAUUUCAGACAAUCAAACAUCAUGCAGGUUUGUAAAGGCAUCUUUCUUUAAGAGAGAAACCUUCUCCCUAAUCUCUUUUGUUUUUCUUUAUUGGGUAGUGCUUUUCUAUUGCAUUACAUCUCUCCAAAUAAAUGCUGAACAGUUGCAGGCUUGUCCUUUUCGUA
Messenger RNA from Nelumbo nucifera (sacred lotus), 1914 nucleotides. Its product is annotated as nuclear transcription factor Y subunit A-1-like. NCBI's taxonomy places the organism in Eukaryota, Viridiplantae, Streptophyta, Magnoliopsida, Proteales, Nelumbonaceae. The record is from RefSeq and is a predicted model, not a curated record. Gene Ontology annotation, cellular component: CCAAT-binding factor complex. Gene Ontology annotation, molecular function: DNA-binding transcription factor activity; DNA binding. Gene Ontology annotation, biological process: regulation of DNA-templated transcription.